AUGUCGGGACCUCCUUCGCCUCAGUCCUCGCUUUUGCGGAGGCGCUGGGCGCCCGUGGCUGCGUCUCUGGUGUGGCUGCUGCUGCUUGUGAGCAGCAGCAGCAGCAGCAGCGCAGCAGCAGCAGGGAGCGGCGACGCUGCUGCUGCGCAGGCAGGGGCCCCCAGCAGGGGCCCCGCGGGCUCUGCUGCUGCAGCAGGCCGAAGCAGCAAGGGGGCCCCUGCUGCUGAGGCCCUCGAAGAAGAAUCUGAAGAAGACUCCGAAGUCUGCACUCAAAACCUCCGAGAUGCAAUUAAUGGCGCCAUUUCCCAAGUGAUCGGUGAGCAGCAGCAACAAGGCGGCCACGAGCUGUACAGACACCUCAGCUGUACAGACACCUCAGCUGUACAGACACCUGAGCUGUGCAGACACCUGAGCUGUACAGACACCUCAGCUGUACAGACACCUGAGGUGCUGUAG
Molecule: messenger RNA, 456 nt
Organism: Eimeria necatrix
Lineage: Eukaryota; Apicomplexa; Conoidasida; Eucoccidiorida; Eimeriidae
Exons: 1
Coding region: 1-456 (151 amino acids)
Source: RefSeq, a predicted model, not a curated record